CCUGAACGAGCUCUGGUUGGGACCUUGGACUUGCUCUUCAGCCUGGAACUGGACCUGGAGAAAUUUUGGCUAGGACCUUGGACUUGAUUCUGUCUUUGAAAAGUCAGAGGACACGGAGAUCUGGACAUCAUGGAUCCACUUCAGGAAGAUGCCUACGGAGCUACAAAUUCUACUGCUGCUGGUGAUGAUGAUGAUGAUGAUAGCCCCAAGAUCAUCAUCCAUCCUGGGAUCUCUGAUAAAGAGAAGGAAUCUGUGGACAACCGGCAGAAACGAAUCUUGGAGGUGCUGCAGACAUCGGGCAUCAAAACCGGCAAGGCCCCGGUGGUUGCUGUCCUCGGUUCUGGAGGAGGCCUAAGAGCUGCCAUAGCCUGCCAAGGGGUUCUGGGAGAACUGAACUGUGCAGGGAUCUUGGAUUUGACCACAUAUCUUGCUGGGGUCUCUGGCUCCACCUGGUGCAUGUCUUCUCUCUAUGCCCGGGAUAACUGGCAGAGCCACCUGGUGGAAGCUGAGGAGGAGUUGAAAGUGAGACUCCAGGAGACUUCCUGGAACUUAGACACUGCCCUGAAAGGUAUCUGGGAAGCAGCUGAUCAGUUGGAAGAUUACUCCUUGACGGAUGUCUGGCAAUAUUCCCUUGUCUACUACAUGACCAAAGAACUACUUGGUUCCAGUCUAUCUCAGGUGAGAGCCCAGUCAGAGAAAGGAGUGGUGCCGUACCCCAUAUUUGCUGCGAUUGAUAAUAGUCUUUUGUCUGAGUGGAAGGAGAAGAAGUCUUUGGAGACUUGGUUUGAAUUCACUCCCCAUGUGGCUGGCUACCCACUUCCUGGUGCCUAUGUCAGAACAACCCAUUUUGGGAGCAAAUUCAAUGGAGGGAAGCUCAUCAAAAAGGAAAAAGAGAAAGAUUUUGCCUACCUCAGAGCAUUAUGGGGUAGUGCAUUGGCUGAUAAAGAGACUACUCAAAAAACCAUUCUACACUUCUUCUUGACAAUAUUUGAAAAGUAUGGCAUCAGGAAUUAUCUGACCAGGAUUUUGUUUGCUCAAUACGAAAGCAGAGACGAACCUGAUCCAGAAAGUGACAAGUUCCUGACAAUGUUAUCCCUGGAUGAGAAAGAGAAACUCAACAUCUUGGAAGUCUUGCAUGAGGAUCACUUGGACCAGAGUUUUCCACCUGGAGAAAAGUCCACCAUUCUCACCAGUGACAGUGAGAACACCUUCACCCAAAUCUCAAUGGGGGAUCAGCUCUAUUCUGUAGGAAGCUUAUUCUUUCCAUUUAAAACGUGGACAAUCUUAAAGCCUUUUUGGACAUGGACUUGGGGAAGUACCAACAACUUUCUGUACCAGCAUGAAGAUCUCAAGGAUAAGCCUCUAGAAGGUAUGGAAAGCAAGGAAAAACUCCAUUUGAUGGAUGCUGGCUUGGCCAUCAACUCUCCCUAUCCCUUGGUUCUCCCCCCAGUGAGGGACACCCAGCUAAUCCUGUCCUUUGACUUCAGUGAAGGGGAUCCAUUUGAGACCAUUAAGGCCACAGCAGAAUACUGCAAUGCUCACGACAUCCCCUUCCCUGAGGUGGAUGUGGCUAAGCUCAAUCGAGAAGCUGAGGCUCCCUCUGACUUCUACAUCUUUGAAGGAAAGAAGGGUCCUGUGGUCAUGCACUUCCCACUUUUCAACAAAGUGAACUGUGGCAGCAGAGAAGACAUCAGUAAAAUGGCCAAUACCUAUCGGACAUUCCAACUUGGACAAUAUUCCCAAGAAGAUGUUCAUCAGCUAUUGGAGCUCUCGAAGGCAAAUGUCAAGAACAACAAGGAGAAGAUCAUGGAAAAGAUCUAUGCCCUGGCCAAGGAAGCCCUGCAGUCAGACAAAUAGGCUUGUCUGGUGGCUUCUGCCAAGUUAAGAGUCACACCCAUGGAGUAUAUCUCCAGGGCAAAUGCUAGUUUCUCUGCCUUUUUGAUCUGUCACUCAUUUGACUCUUCAAGGUGUGCAAUUCUUAGUUGUUGUCUUCUCAGGCUCAGGAACCAUAUCUGUGUCCUAAUUAUACUCUUCUUCUGCUCAGCAGUACAGGCUCUGGGCCACCUAUUUUACCUGCACUGGCCCCAGCUCCAGCCCCAAGAAAAUAUGCAUUUUGUUCCCCAGAAUGGUAUUCUUUCAUCCUCCUGCUUCACUCAGCUCUAUUGCAAGAAUUCUUAGAAGAAAGGAAUUAAAAAGCAUUUGUUACAUA
This is a messenger RNA of Gracilinanus agilis (Agile Gracile Mouse Opossum), 2209 nucleotides long. Its product is annotated as cytosolic phospholipase A2 gamma-like. Gene Ontology annotation, molecular function: calcium ion binding; calcium-dependent phospholipid binding. Lineage: Eukaryota; Metazoa; Chordata; Mammalia; Didelphimorphia; Didelphidae. Gene Ontology annotation, biological process: glycerophospholipid catabolic process. The record is from RefSeq and is a predicted model, not a curated record. The transcript is spliced from 15 exons. Bases 130 to 1857 code for a protein of 575 amino acids. Gene Ontology annotation, cellular component: cytosol; nuclear envelope; nucleoplasm.